Molecule: messenger RNA, 2416 nt
Organism: Dermacentor silvarum
Lineage: Eukaryota; Metazoa; Arthropoda; Arachnida; Ixodida; Ixodidae
Product: CD151 antigen-like
Exons: 8
Coding region: 924-1685 (253 amino acids)
Cellular component (GO): membrane
Source: RefSeq, a predicted model, not a curated record
AGCCCCUCCGUUGCCUCGUGAACGAGACGACGAGGGCCGUACAACACGCGGCAGGCAGUACAACAGCCUCGACGGCGCCACGCGAAUGCUUUUUUUCUUUUUCGUUUUUCUUUUCUGUUUCUUUCGUUUUGUUUCUUCGUUUACUUUCCGCGUCAGGGACGCAAACCGCCAACGCGAGAAGAAGCCCUGCCGCGCGGUACCAUAGCAGUGGUGCUUCGCGCGUGAGGCCGCGUUAGACGCAGCUGAGACUCGCUCCGUCCCCUACCCGCCGCCGCCGCCGCCACAACCCCCGACCAUUCCGAACCGCCGGGCCGCUGCCAGAUCAUACGGAGCUCAAAGACGUCAGCGUCGCCGUCGAGCAUCAUCAUCCGGGAGCGUUGGAUUCGCCGCCCGCCCUACGCACCCUAGGUGGUUGUUUAGAUUCGCACAGCUCACUCCCCGGUUGGCUGGUUUUUUCCUCCCCUCCCUCGGUCAUAUUCCAAACUGGACACUGACUGCACCGUUGUUUUGUCUUGGAUCGUGGGUACCGUCAACGCGGUCGUCGCCGUGUUUCUCUUCUGGCCAGCCAGGCACGCAUCGACCCCAGCGAGAGAAGUCUGUUCGUCCCGGAGCAGAAUAAGUAAAAACCUACGCCCUCCCACCCUUUUGCCACGAGCCGAGAACACUCCGAAGCGAGACGUUGCGACACCCUGCCUGGCGCCACGCGCGCUCUCGUACGCAACGUCUUCUCUCCGUCGCGGAUACGCGGACGCUGCUGCAUAGACGUCAACAGGAGACUCGACGCUCCAUUCUACGUUUCGCCUGCACUCACACGACGACUGCCUCUGCGAACGCUUUUAAAGAGCCAAGUGUCUCGGCUCCGUUGCCACUGCUGCGCCUACGUCGGCUCGCCGAUCCUUCCGAGACGUCUUGCCUCCUCGCCGAUGGACGGGCACAGUCGUCGAAAGGAUACCAGAAUGUUGGAGGGGUGUGGGAAAGUAGUCAAGUAUGCACUGUUCGUGGCCAACUUCAUCAUCAUGGUUGGCGGAGUGGUGGUGUUCGCGGUGGGCAUCUGGACCCUGGCCGACCGGUCCUUCAUGGAGCGUCUCCUGGGCACGGACCUGUACGUCAGCUCGGCGUCCAUUCUCAUCGCCACCGGGGUCGUCGUCACUAUAAUCUCCUUCCUCGGCUGCCUCGGCGCCUUCAAGGAGAUCAAGUGCAUGCUUCUCACGUACUUCAUAAUACUCUUCAUGAUAUUCAUCACAAUGCUCGUCGGAGGCAUAUUAGGAUACGUCUUCAGGAAUGAGGUGGACGACCGGAUGUACCAAGAAAUGGUCAUGUCCAUUCCCUCCUACAAAAACGACUCCGUCGUCACGGACGCAUGGGACGCAGUGCAGCAGCACUUCCAGUGCUGUGGUGUUCAACUACAAGCGAAAACUGAACCGUACCGAAUCUGGCAGCUCAAAAACUCCCACUUCAACGCAAAUCAUCAAGUGCCGGAGUCGUGCUGCAUGAAAAAGGAGUGGCUUCAUGCUUGCUCCAAGAACCCUACGGACCGAGACACUUACAUGGACAGCUGUCACGAAAAAGUCCGGGACUUCGUCAAGGGACAUGCUGUCAUUGUAGGUGGAAUAGGAAUCGGCAUCUCCUGCCUUUUAGUUGUCGGAAUGGUCCUCUCGUGCGCCAUGUUCCUCAUGAUCCGCUAAGCAACGAGCGGAGCCUAUCCAUGACGUCAUAUCCGGCGGCGACCUGGUGCCUACUCCUCGCUACAGUGCACAUGCCUGUGUGUACGUGCCACGCUCCUCCUUCAACCAAAGGUGCCAACGACGGCUCUCCACGUCGCUGGCGUUGUUGAGUUUCGCAGCGGCUUUCGCCCUUGAGUUUUGUUUAGUGUUCGCCCCCCGGUCCGGCCACGUGACGACAGAGAAGACGAGCAAGACUGAAAGAACUCCUGGCAGGAGGGACGCUUCUGCAGCCACAGCCGCCUUUACAAUGAGUGGACACCCGCUUUAGAAGUGCCUAUACUGGAAUUCACCAAAAAAAUGCUGGAGCACGGACAUUUUUAAGCGAGCAAGGCGAGCUUUUGUUUUCUUGCCAUUCCAGUGAGAAGUGCGCCGUUUCUGUUAAAGGUUUUUUUUUUUUGUUGCGCAAUUUUUAUUCCCCCGCCCUUUUAUUUUAUUUUGUAUGGACUGUUACAUUCGUAGCGCCUGGAGUGCGGAGACGCUUCUUGAAUCUCCUGCAUUGCGCGUUUGGUUGUGUGUAUCGCUGUGUCGUCGACUCACGUUGUUGUUGUUUUUUCAUGCCGUUCCUGCUUGUCAAGCCUUCUGUAAUUUAUUAACUUUUGUACAGCUUUCUAGACCGUGCCCCUGAGCCUGUUUAGCGGACAAGGGUUAUUUUUCUGAACUUAAUAACUUGCAUUUAUAAUCAUGUUAUAGAC